Molecule: messenger RNA, 4159 nt
Organism: Hevea brasiliensis (rubber tree)
Lineage: Eukaryota; Viridiplantae; Streptophyta; Magnoliopsida; Malpighiales; Euphorbiaceae
Product: PH, RCC1 and FYVE domains-containing protein 1
Exons: 9
Coding region: 801-3905 (1034 amino acids)
Molecular function (GO): metal ion binding
Source: RefSeq, a predicted model, not a curated record
AAAUCCAAACGGUCCCCAUCUCAAGAAGGAUUUUGCGAUUUGCAGACGUGGCAUUCUCAGAGGAAAACGACACUGCUUUUGUUGAUUCAGGAGAAUUAAAACGGGGAGUUAAACAGCCUCUAGCGAGAGCCUAGAGAUUUCAAUAGAGAGAGAAGAGUGAGAGAUUCACGAGAAUUGCAGAGGCGCGCGUUACCUGUCCUCGUUAACCUGCAUUCUCCUUUCUUCACAAGAGAAGCGCACGUUUUCUUUUUUGUUAUUAUUUUUUUGAAAGAUCGAGUCUAUCAGCUAUCUUAAAUCUCUCUCCGUGAUCUCGAAAAACAUGUCUCAGAUUUUCUGAAAAUCGGUUAAUUUGGGGAAUUUGUCCGUUCUGUUAUUUCAUUUCUUGCAUUUUUAGGUGGGUCUGAUCCUCAUUGCAUUUAUUUGCAACGCAUUUUGAUUUGGAUGCUGUUUUUGGGUUAAAACGCGCGAAAAUCGAAGAGUUUAUUGGAAGAUUUAAUGCGUUUAUUGAUUUCUAGGGUAUUCGAUUACCGUACAGGAGUGUUGGAGCUCUUCCUCACCUAAUAGUAGAUAAUUUAGGGUUUCGUUUGGCGGCAUUGUAGAUUUUUAUGGCUUUAAGGAUGGAGUGAAAGGGAGUUGAAAUUCGGUUUUGGAGGUGAAUUUAGUAUUAUGGGGUAGACGAGGGAAUGAGGUUAUUGGAGAGAUUUAUGGCCCAAAGUUGGAGACUGCUUUCUGGGGUAAAAUUUUUUUUAAAGGGCUGGUGUUCAAAUGGGCAUUGGUUCUGCACCAAGGCUGCAACUUGAAUGGCUGAUUCUCAGAGAAGUGGUCUUGCCGAGAGGGAUAUCGACCAGGCUAUUACAGCACUUAAGAAAGGGGCAUAUUUACUCAAGUAUGGGCGCAGAGGAAAGCCAAAAUUCUGUCCAUUUCAACUUUCAAAUGAUGAGUCUCUGUUGAUAUGGUACUCUGGUAAAGAAGAAAAGCAGCUAAAACUCAGUCAAGUUUCAAAGAUUAUACCUGGACAGCGUACUGCAAUAUUUCAACGGUAUCCUCGGCCAGAAAAAGAGUAUCAAUCAUUUUCUCUUAUGUACAAUGAUAGAUCAUUGGACUUGAUAUGUAAAGACAAGGAUGAAGCUGAAGUUUGGUUUGUAGGGCUUAAAGCACUGAUUUCUCGUGAUAACUACCAGCGUAAGUGGAGAAUUGAGUCAAAAAGUGAAAGCAUACCAUCAAAUAGUCCACAAACUCGUACACGGAAGCAUUCUCCAUCAAUUUCACCAUUUGAUCCAGGGCAAGGAGAUAGUCAGGGAAGUCAGGUUCCUGUCAACAGUGCCCCUCAAAAUAGAUUGGGAAAGGCAUUCUGUGACAUAAUAUCAUAUACUGCGGUGCCCAAGAGUCCAAGUCAAGUAGAUCUAACCAGCCCUUUUAGUUCACUAACAGCUGCAUGUGUAGAUAACUCAAAUGGUCGACCUUCUACGACUGAUACAGUUAGAGUCAGUUUAUCCAGUGCUGUAAGCUCAUCCAGCCAGGGUUCCUAUCAUGAAGACUUCGAUGCCUUAGGUGAUGUUUUCUUUUGGGGAGAAGGUAUUGGAGAUGGAGUAUUGGGAGGUGGUGUGCACAAAAUUGGGAAUUCAUCUAGCUCCAAGAUAGACUCGCUUCUACCUAAGGCAUUAGAGUCUAAAGUUGUUCUCGAUGUCCAUAAUAUUGCUUGUGGUGGCAGGCAUGCUGUGUUGGUCACUAAGCAAGGUGAGGUCUUCAGCUGGGGCGAAGGUUCAGGAGGCAGGCUAGGGCAUGGCAUAGAAAUGGAUGUUCCCCACCCAAAGCUUAUAGAUACCCUGGCUGGGAUCAAUAUUGAGUUAGUAGCAUGUGGAGAGCACCACACUUGUGCCGUUACUCUUUCUGGAGAUCUUUAUACAUGGGGAGAUGGUGCUUACAAUUGUGGUCUUCUUGGGCAUGGAAGUGAAGCCAGUCAGUGGAUGCCUAAAAAAGUAUGCGGUGACAUCGAGGGCAUACAUGUAUUAUAUAUCUCAUGUGGACCUUGGCAUACUGCUUUUGUGACAUCUGGUGGUCAGUUGUUUACAUUUGGAGACGGAACUUUUGGCUCCCUUGGCCAUGGAGAUCAUAAUAGCACGACCAUCCCACGGGAAGUGGAAGCCUUGAGAGGACUAAGAACAACAAGAGUUGCUUGUGGUGUUUGGCACACAGUUGCUGUUGUUGAAGUAAGGACUGAAUCAUCUAGUCCAAAAGCUUCCAGCAGCUCUUCAUCAGGAAAACUUUUCACCUGGGGGGAUGGAGAUAAAGGCCGCCUUGGACAUGGUGAUAAAGAAUCUAGACUUAUUCCUGAGUGUGUAGAUGCAUUAGGUGAUGAAAAUAUUUGUCAAGUAGCCUGUGGGCAUAAUCUCACAGUUGCCCUUACAGCAACAGGACAAGUAUAUACAAUGGGAAGUGCUUCUUAUGGGCAACUUGGAAAUCCUACAGCUACUGGGAAGGUUCCUACUAUUGUUGAAGGUAAAAUAGCAGGCAGUUUUGUUGAAGAGAUUGCCUGUGGUUCUUAUCAUGUUGCAGUUUUGACUUCCAAAGCUGAGGUUUACACUUGGGGAAAGGGCUCUAAUGGACAAUUAGGCCAUGGGGACAAUGAAGAUAGAAAUACACCUACACAUGUUGAUUUUCUAAAAGAUAAGCAUGUGAAGUCUAUAGCAUGUGGUUCAAAUUUUACUGCAAUUAUAUGUCUUCACAAAUGGGUUUCUAGUACUGAUCAUUCAGUAUGCUCUGGUUGUCGUAAUCCAUUUGGUUUUAGAAGAAAACGCCACAAUUGUUACAACUGUGGUCUAGUCUUUUGCAAAGCAUGCAGUGGUAGAAAAUCUUUAAAAGCUUCCUUGGCUCCUAACAUGAAUAAGCCACAUAGGGUCUGUGAUGAUUGUUUCAAUAAACUAAAGAAGGCUGCAGAUCCUGGUUCAGUUGCACGACUUCCAAAAGCCAGAGCUGGAAAUAUGAACCAGAAAACCAAUGAUGCAGCAGAUAGAGUGGCUCUGGGUCCCAGAUUACAGGCACAACUCUCCAGACUUCCAUCUUCGGAGUCUGUUGGUCAGUCCGAAAGCUGGCAUUCCAGGCGUGACAGACUAUCUGACUCAGAUACUAGCCGCAUCUUCCCUGUUCUAAAUGGAACAUGGCAAUUGGGGGGCUUUCAUUCAUUGAAAGUGCCAACUUUUCUAGGUGGCGCCACAAAGAAAACUUUCCAAAAUUCAACUCCUGGUUCCAGAAUGGCCUCUCUAGCAACAUCUCCUCUUCCAGGAAGGAUAAGUCCACCUCGAUCUUCUUUUGACGAUUCAAAGUACAUGAAUGACAGUUUAAUUGAUGAAAUUACAAGUUUGAGGGCACAGGUAGAAGAGCUUACUUACAAAUCCCGUCACCUUGAUGCUGAACUUGAAAGAAAAUCAAGGCAACUUAAGGAGGUUGCUGCAAUAGCAGCAGAUGAAGCUGAAAAACGCAAAUCUGCGAAAGAAGUUAUCAAGACUCUUACUGCUCAGUUGAAGCAGAUGGCAGAAAAACUGCCAGAAAAACAGAAUUCCAGCCCUAUUUCAGGUUCUAUUACCAAACAUGCAUCCAUUGCUCAAAACAUAUCCAGUGAAAGACGUUCUUCAUGUGAACUCUCUUGUGAAAUUGAGUCCAACGGUAAUGCAGUGGAUCAUCAAAUGUUGUCUUACACUGCCAAAGCUCAAACUGAGAAGCCACCGUGGGUGGUACAAGCUGAACCAGGCGUGUACAUUACAUUGUCUUCCUUGCCAGGUGGUGGUAAUGAACUCAAGAGGAUUCGUUUCAGUCGGAAACAUUUCACAGAACAAGAAGCAGAGAAGUGGUGGGCAGAAAAUGGGUCCAGUGUAUGCGAGCGGCACAACAUACUAAGUACAGAUUAAAAUGCAGCUGUUUUUCAUCAGUUUGUUAAGAAGGCUUGUCUGAUAGACUGAUUAAUUUCCAUGACCCUCGUUCUUUCCACUGGAAACUGUAAAUUCGUGUUUUUUCCCCAACCAUCCAGUGGAGUUUUCAUUGAGGAUCCAGGUUUAGAAUUUGGCAGAUAGACCGAGUCAUGAGAGAAGAAUGUAAGGAAGAUAACAGAAAUGAAAUAUAUUUUGAGCAAUGGGGCAGUCAUUAUUGAUUUUUUGCAGCCUCA